Molecule: messenger RNA, 1281 nt
Organism: Paramecium octaurelia
Lineage: Eukaryota; Ciliophora; Oligohymenophorea; Peniculida; Parameciidae
Source: the annotation of a GenBank genome assembly
AUGUAUAAAAAUUAUAAACUAGUGUCGAAUGGCACAAAAACUGUUAAUGCAUAAAGUUUAGUUAGUUUAAACAUUUAAACAAAUAUUGAUACACCAAAUAAAAUUAGUAAAUUUAAAAAGAGAGAGAUUUCAUAAGAUGAAAGUUAAUCAAGACCAAAAAUUUCUAAUCAUAAAAAAUCACAUAAAGUUUAACCGAAGCCAGAGUAAAAGGUUGCAUCUCUUAUUCAUGAUGAAUUGAUGAAAUAGAAUUCAACUAGUUCUUUAUAUCAGGAAUACAAAAUGGCUAAUCUCAAAGCUAACCUUUAAAAAUUAUAAGCUCAAAAAAAAUGUAACCUAGUAGAACUUAAUCAUGUUGAAUUGUCUGAUGAUGAAUAGAUUAAUUACUUUCUGACAGAAUUAUGUAAAUAACAUCCUGAAGUUGAUAUUGGUAAACUCUUAAAUGUAGAUGUUGAGAAGAUUUCUAUGACUCAACAUCAGGACAAAUUAAAUGAAUUGAUAGAAAAGAGAAUAAAUUAAGAAGAAUUUGAUUAAAUCCUAAGUAAGGAUGAGAAAAAUAAUUUGAUCAAAGUGUAUAAAGAAUCUAGAUUUGAUCAAUUUGAACCAGAGUAUAGUAAAAAGAAUAAAUUAAAAAUGAUUACAUUUAAAAAAUAAAAAGAAAUCUAAGAUAAACUUUUUGCUUAAAUCUUUGAAAAUGAAGUUUAAAAUAUAACAUAAAAAGCAGAUCUAAGAAAAUUUUACAGAACUCCGCCACCACAAUAAAUACAAAAUAAAGUUAAAAGGAGAUUAAAAUUUGGAAUUUAUAAUAAACCUUUGUCUCAUAGAUAAUCUCCUGAAAUUAGCAAUUUUGAAUCAAGGCCUCAAACUGCCUUAAAUACACAUACGCAUUCUUAGACAUUCUUGACAACUAAACAAAAAUGGAAUGGAAAAGGUGUAGAUCCAGAUACUUAGCAUUAAAUGCAAGAUAUUAUAGGAUAUUGUGUUGAAUUAGAAGAUGAACAAAAGAAGGAAAAAAAAUCAUUUAAUAGAAAAAUAAGAAGAAUGAAUAAGGAAAUACAAAGGUCAGCUAGAACAGUGUCUGAAUAAUUUCAAAAUGAAGAAAAGCAAACCAUUCAACAUGAAGAAUUUAAAAAAUUUUAAAGUGAAAAUUAAUUCAAAAGAAAACUAAUUGGCUUUCUUUUGAAUUAAGUUGCUGAUAAAAAUGAAAUUUUGAGUUAAAGAGCACGAAAGGAAUAGACAAAUAAAUUUAUUCAUAAAGUGUCAAAGUUAAGUAGUGAAUUAUGA